This is a messenger RNA of Phytophthora infestans T30-4, 1161 nucleotides long. RefSeq lists its product as uncharacterized. The transcript is spliced from 3 exons. Gene Ontology annotation, cellular component: centrosome. Lineage: Eukaryota; Oomycota; Peronosporomycetes; Peronosporales; Peronosporaceae. The record is from RefSeq and is a predicted model, not a curated record. Bases 1 to 1161 code for a protein of 386 amino acids.
AUGGUGAACCAGGAGGAGACGUUGCUGUCCUUCGGAUCUCCACGGCGGGGCUUCUCGACCUCCAUGCACAGUUUGGUGGACGAGGUGAAGCUAGACGAGGAAAGCUGCAAAGACGCGGAUGAGCUGCUCGCAUUUUACCGCCAACGAUGCGAGCAAUUCCACGCUGAACGAGAGCAAACGUUGGCGCAUUUGGCACAGAUCGAGAUUGCAGAUCUGGAGGAAUCCCUGAAAAAGGCAAACGCUUCAUUGUUUCAAGCUAAAGCUGAGCUCAUCGAUCUUCAAACAGAGAACAAAACGCUGAAGCUUCAAGAGCAAGACGACCGGCAGAAGAUGCAACACUUGCUGGCACUGACUCAACCGAUAACCGAGCAGGUAACAUUCUUUCGAGAUUGCCGACCCGGUACACGCACAACGUAUCCAUCAGGAAGAACGCCAACGCCAACGACGUAUCCCUAUCCAUCGACAAUGCACAUUGGAUCGGAGGAAAUGCAGCAAGAGAAGAAAAAGAAACAGCAGAAGUCAGGCUUUGCAGUGCGAGGGAACGCCCCGAGUCUCGUGAAUAUCACACAAGGUAUCCCACCGAACAAGGUGCUUCGGACGAUUUACAUGCCCAAUGAACAGACAGCGGCAUUGACGAAGACCAUUGAAAACCUCCAGAAGCAACUCGAGAGUCACCAGCAACUCACUGAGACGCGAAUUCAAGCGCUUUUGGACGGAUUUGCAGACGAGAGGGCGAAGAUUUUGUUGCAUCAGCAACAAAUUGAGGACAAGAGCGUGCAACUGGAGGAGCAGGUAGAAAAGACCAAGCGAGUUCUUACCCAAACGACCAAAGAUUAUUUGGUACUGCGUCACAAAUCUCAAGAAACUGAACGUCUAGCGCACGAAGAGAUUUUCCAAGUGAAGCAAAAAUGCGAAAAUUUAGUCACGGAGAAGACCAAAUUGACGGAAAAGGUCCGAGAGGAGACCAAUGCGCUGCGUCAAGUCGUCCGUGAAGAGGGCAACCAGACAGUGCUGGAGUUCCGGAACCAGGCGAUUUCUCGGGAGCGAGACCUGCAUAUUCUGAAGGAGCAGUAUGCGGCAAUGCAGGAGGCGUGUACAAAACGAAUUCAGAAUCUGCAAAGACGAUUAAUGGAUCUGUCGGCUGACUUGGCGGAAGCAUGA